Messenger RNA from Schistocerca nitens (vagrant locust), 1709 nucleotides. Its product is annotated as U11/U12 small nuclear ribonucleoprotein 35 kDa protein-like. The transcript is spliced from 6 exons. NCBI's taxonomy places the organism in Eukaryota, Metazoa, Arthropoda, Insecta, Orthoptera, Acrididae. Gene Ontology annotation, molecular function: snRNA binding; mRNA binding. The record is from RefSeq and is a predicted model, not a curated record. Bases 119 to 799 code for a protein of 226 amino acids. Gene Ontology annotation, biological process: mRNA splicing, via spliceosome. Gene Ontology annotation, cellular component: precatalytic spliceosome; U12-type spliceosomal complex.
GGGCCUGCACAUGUAUUUCCAAAAAAGCAAAAUAUUGCGGCAAAAGUGUAAUGUGUUGUAUAGCGUAAAAUGUGUUUAGAUGUGACUAAAUAUUUUUGCUACUGUGAAGUAAUUUAGGAUGGAGAGUAGCGUACACAUUCGGAAAGGAAAGCGUGAAAGAGAGAUCUCAAGUGAAAAAUACAGCAGAGAAUACCGGAAAAGAGAGGCUGUAGGCGAAUGUUCACGGCCUGCAGAAGGACACAAAAGAGUGAUUUCGAGAGACAAGUCUAAACUAGCGGAAGCUGAACGAUGGUCUCCAUAUGCUUGGAAAUUCUACAACCCACUGGCUGUCGGCAGCAUAGAUGGCACAGACACGGAACCACACGACCGGGGCAUUGCACGUGCCAUGGAGGCUGAGUACCACGCUAAUGCUCGGGUAGUUGGUAAUCCCCGCGCAACUCUGUUUCUUGCCCGGUUACCACCUCACACUGAUAAGGAAGAAAUUCUAAAGAAAUUUUCAAAGUUUGGAACGAUUCGGAAUUGCCGACUUGUUAAUGACAUUGUCACAGGAGCUUUCAAGGGUUAUGCAUUUAUCGAGUUCAAGCACGAGAGAGAUGCUGUGUAUGCAUAUGGCAAAGCAAAGGGUCUUCUUAUCCAGGGGAAGGAGGUCCUUGUUGAUUAUGAGCAGGAGAGAAUUCUUCCAGGAUGGGUUCCACGACGUUUGGGUGGAGGUUUUGGUGGCAAGAAGGAAUCUGGGCAGCUGAGGUUCGGCUGUCGAGAUCGUCCAUUCCGAAAGCCCUACACAUUGUUGGAUGUCUAACAUUUUGUUGGUUAACCUUCAGACUGCCAGGUAACUUUCUACAGGAAUAGCCUUCAGAUCAUUGGCAUUAUCAUUCAGAAGAACACUACAUACAAUCACCAGCAUUGCUUAUGAAACAUGUGAAGCCAUCUGGGUGAAAUUGCAAACAAAACACAUGCCUUUUCGGACUACAGAAGAUAUUUACAAAAUUGUGAAUGAUUACGGGUGUUAGGGGAACUUUCCCAAGUGCAUAUAAAGCACCGAUGAUAAAUGCAUCCACAUAAGACAAACAGUACUUCUCUAUCAACCUUCAAGGCAUUGCAAACGUCACCUAAAGAUUUAUAACAGUGAAUAUACAAGCAUAUGGGAGUCAGAGUGACAAAAGUGUCUUUGCAGAUACUUCUCUCUAUCACCACUUGGAAAAUACUGUGUUGAAUAACAACUCAGCAAACCACUGCCAGGAACAGAAGGCACUCUCGACUUCAUAUACUGCUUGGCAAUCAAGGAUAGCCUCUGAAUGAAUACUUGAUGAGGGCAUAUCAUACUGGACACAAUAUGGAUCAUGAAAAGGAAAUCUUCAAUUACCUCCUGUCUAGAGCCAGAUGAGCAACUGAAUGUGUCUUUGGAAUCCUUGUAAGCUGAUAAGAGAUAUCUGAAGACAGAGAUUCAAUUUUAUCCUGGACAUGUUGAUACUAUUGUUUCCACCUACAUAGCAUUGUCACCGAUACUGAAGGAAUAAGUGAGAGCAAGUCUCUAUGAGUGGAUAGCAAAACUAACCAGUACAAGAAAGAUGAUGAUAAAGAUGUUGACAAAUGUAUCAUCCAUUUUAAUCGGUCUUUAAGGAGAGUAUAUGAAAUGUGUGAAGCAUUUAAACAAUAUUUCAUUGGCAAAGAUGUACCUCAACAUAACAAUUUAGCUUAAUCUUGCUCUG